Messenger RNA from Myotis brandtii (Brandt's bat), 4907 nucleotides. RefSeq names its product SH3 domain containing ring finger 3 (gene SH3RF3). NCBI's taxonomy places the organism in Eukaryota, Metazoa, Chordata, Mammalia, Chiroptera, Vespertilionidae. The coding region runs from base 18 to 2168 and encodes 716 amino acids. Gene Ontology annotation, molecular function: protein binding. The transcript has 10 exons. The record is from RefSeq and is a predicted model, not a curated record.
GUGGCAGGGGCCGCGCGAUGGGCAGCGCCCCGGGUUCACCAGUUUUCCCUUUGGAGGUUGACAGUCAGCGCGAGCUGACGACCAGCAGGAACACGCCCCUGGCAAAGAAUCCUUCCCAGCUUCCCUGUGGCAAAGCCCUCUACAGUUACGAGGGGAAGGAGCCUGGUGACCUCAAGUUCAACAAGGGGGACGUCAUCAUCCUGAGGCGCAGGGUGGACGAGCACUGGUUCCACGGGGAGCUGCGCGGCACCCACGGCUUCCUGCCCGCCAGCUAUGUGCAGUGUCUCCGGCCCCUGCCACCCACCCCUCCCCAGGGCAAAGCCCUGUAUGACUUUGAGAUGAAGGACCGAGACCAGGACCAGGACUGCCUGACCUUCACCAAGGAUGAAAUCCUGACUGUGAUCAGAAGAGUGGAUGACAACUGGGCAGAAGGAAUGCUGGGAGACAAGAUUGGAAUUUUCCCCCUCCUGUACGUGGAGCUCAACGACUCAGCCAAGCAGCUUAUUGCAAUGGACAAGUUCUGCCCAGCUGCUGUGUCUGGCUGCCAUGCCUCGUUGCCCUCUGACCCCGGCGCAGUGGCCAGUGUGGCCCCAGGUCUCACUUUAAGCAGCACAGGGGCAGUCAGUGCCUUUCAGCAGCGUGUGGACGGCAAGAAGAAUGCCAAGAAACGCCACUCCUUCACCGCGGUCAGCCUGACACACAGGUCCUCACAGGCUGCCAGCCAUAGGCAUUCUGUGGAAAUCAGUGCUCCAGUGCUGAUCAGCUCCAGCGACCCCCGGGCCACGGCCAGGAUCCGGGACCUGGCCCAUGUGUCCUGCAGUGCUCCCACCCAGGACUCCUCCUCUGCCGGAUCCAGCCCAGCGGCUGACCCGCAGGACAUGGCCCCCAAAGGGCAGCUGCCUCUCAAUGUGUACCUGGCACUCUACACCUACAAGCCCCAGAAGAGUGACGAGCUGGAGCUGCGCAAGGGCGAGAUGUACUGCGUCCUGGAGAAGUGUCAGGAUGGCUGGUUCAAGGGCACGUCCCUGAGGUCUGGGCUCUCUGGGGUGUUCCCAGGAAACUAUGUGACUCCUGCUUCCAGGGCUCCCUUAGGAGGGGCGGGGCCACCUGGGAAUAAUGUGGUUGGAGGGUCUCCACUGGCCAAAGGGAUGGCCACAAGCAUCCACCCAGGCGGUGGGAGCCUGAGCAGCCCUGCCACCGCCGCGAGAGCAGCCCUCCCCCUCGCCACACCCCAGGCCCAGCACCAGGCAGCCUCUCCCCCGGUGGGCAGUUGUCUGUGGCACUCAGCUCCCCCAGCGGCUAGCCAGGCCCGGAGCACUGUCCCCACAGCUGCCCUCUCCUCUGCUCAGGCUCAGGACCAACCAACCACCAUGGUGUCUCCCCUGUGCACCCAGAACUCCCCGUCCCGCCUGCCCACUGCCAGCCUCAGGCCCCACUCCAUGGUGUCCCUGCAGCAUCUCCACCAGCCCCCAGUGCAGACCAUCACUGGUGCCCAGUGCCCCUGGCCAGCCAUCCCUCUCACGUCAGCGGCAUCGGCCGUCACACCUCCCAAUGUCACUGCUGCCAACCUCAACGGGGAGGCCGGAGUGGGGACCGUCAGUGGCCUGUCUACAUCCAGCCCCACCAACGUGGGAUGCAAACCAGAUGAGAAGAAAACUGAAAAGAAAGAGAAGAAGAGUGGGCUGCUGAAACUUCUAGCCGGGGCAUCCACCAAGAAGAAGAAUCGCUCCCCACCGUCCAUCUCUCCCACCCAUGACCCCCAUGUGGCAGUGGACGCCUCGCUCCAGGGUGCAGUGGGGCUCGAAGUGUCCUCAUUGUCCCUCCAUGGCCGGGCAGGGUCCUGCCCCAUAGAGAGCAAGAUUCAGGGGGCGAUGGGAAUGGAGCCACUGCACAGAAAGACGGGCUCCUUGGACCUGAACUUCUCCUCAUCCCCUUCCAGGAAAGCCCCUUUCUCCAUGGCUGCCGCCCGCCCUGAGCCCAAGCCAUUUCCCAGAGAGAGGUACCGUGUCGUGGUCUCGUACCCGCCCCAGAGCGAGGCAGAGAUAGAGCUGAAGGAGGGAGACAUUGUCUUUGUGCACAAGAAGCGUGAGGACGGCUGGUACAAGGGGACCCUGCAGAGGAACGGCCGCACGGGCCUCUUCCCGGGCAGCUUCGUCGAGAGCUUCUGAGGACACUCUCCACACGCCACUCACCAGGGAGAAGGCCUUCUGGGAAGCCCAAGGCGCCAGAAGAGGGCCACCACUCCCCCAGGCCUCAGGUCCCUUCCAAGGCCCCUGCAGGUUGUGGGGGCCGUGCCUUCACCCACAACCCCCAACCGAGAGCACAUCUUGGGGUUGUUCUUGGAUGAGAUGCCUGCCACCCCGUGUGAACCGUAGAGAAGUGAGUUAGGAGGAGGAAGAUGCUGCCUGGGUGGCUCCCCGAGGUGGCUCCCCGAGGUGGCUCCUCGAGGUGGCUCACUGUGCAGGGCUGCGGAGCACAGAAUGUCUUCAUGGGCUGUCUGGGCUGCAGGUGGGGUCCAAAUUGCUUCAUUGCCUCUCUUUAUACCUCAGUCGCCUGCCACCUGCCCAGCCCCUGGGAAAGCCUGGCUGUGCAGCCUGUGGGACUCCCACAGCUCCCAUGGCUGGUCCCCAUCAGCAUUAGGAACAACACUUCUGUUGGCCACUGUCCCUUUGCAUUGCUUCUUUCUCACAUCUUUUUAAUGUAAAGCUAUUAGACUUUAUAUAUUUCUAAUCGGUCAUACAUUGCCUAUUUUUCAUACAUCUGGUGCUGCCUUUUUGUAAUGACUUGGUUGAGUUUGAAAGAAAAAAUGUCCGAGGAAACAUCAAAUGGGCAGAAUUUUUAUAUUUACUAUAUGAACUUUGGAGAAAUCCAGAAAUCCCACGUCUCAACACCACAAUGCCCUGCACCACGGGAUAAGAGGGAAUCCAUUUAGGGGAUUCAAGGUAGUUUGGAAAAAGCCAAUUUCUUUCAACCUUUACCAAAGCCCCAUGCUCUGUCUAGACAGUAUAAUUGUUACUCAAGAACAUGCAACUUCAGGGAAAGUGGCUAUAAUCGCCUUUUGUGUGGCAGUGAAAGGGGCAUGAAGGUGGACCCACCCUGAAAAAGCGGAAUUUCCCUCUUACUGCUUUAGCAAGAGUGACAACAAUUCGCUUAUCAAAAUAUGAUUUAUCACUAUUGAAAUGGGCAGUUUUUACCCCAGUUCAGAUGUAAACCUCCACAAUUUAUAAGACCUGGUGAAGGUCUUGCCUUUUUACAGUAUAUAAUUGCUCCCUUGUCGGGCAGUGUGAACCUGGGUGUAGAGACUGGAGGUCCAUGGGGUAGCAGGAGUGAGUCCUCUGCAGAUGGGGGGCUGGGAGCUGGGAGUGGCGGGGGGAGAGGUGGAAGGGCAGCUCCGACCCUGGGCCCCCACAGGUGGGGUCCAGGACACAGCUCAUCUCCACAGAUGCUGCCUCCCGGAGCCCUGUCACAAGGCGAUCUUGUUUUCAAGAGACUCACACCUUAGGAAUAUAUUCUUAUCUGUCCAGAGUCACAACUUGUAAACUCUCUCUAUACAUUUUUACAGAUCACUCAGGUUUAAAUUAGGCUGAAUAAUGAGCCUUUGGUAACACUCGCCCUGAUUUUUAGGGAUGCAAUGAAAUCCAGAAACCCAUUCCCUCGCCUGGGGUGAUGCCUCUGAAAUACAAACACUUAUUUUCAGAGUUCCUAUUUGGGGAUGUGACUGGGAUAUUUGUUACUGCCAGGUGGCUACCAGGCUGGUGGCAUUGUUCCUAUAGCAAGGCUCAUUUCCUUGCUGGUAAUAUAUUUAAUAGGCUUGAGAAAGUUCUUCUAAAUCAAGAAAAUAAAAGCAGUUUAAAUACAGGGAGCCCUGGGCUCAAGUUAAUGGCGACCAUCAGUUGCCAACUUAGCUGCCUACCUUGCACAUCAAUCGUGUGCAUGCUUCAAAUCAUGUCAUUGCCAAAAACAUGCUGGCUGAGGCAGGUAUUCUCCACUGAGACCAGAACUAACUCCAAUUCCCACAGAAUAAGAAGAGCAAAAAAAACCGACAGCAGUUAUCAUGCAACAGAAUAGACUAACUUGGACCUUCUUUCCUUUCCUGCCACCACCCACGUGGUGCUCUGGUUGACAGAAGUGCUGAGCAGCUCAGUGACUGUGGGGGAAGCAGCAGCCAUGGGGCCAGCACCCCUCACAGCAGUGUGUUUGCAAGGCAUCAGCUGGCCCAGCUCAAGGCAGACUCAGGGGUGGCCAUUGGGACUGACUUGAGAAGUGAUGCCCCCCAGCCAGGCACCCUCUCAGGAGGGGCUCUCAGGGCAAAUGCCGGGCACUCAGAGGGCAGGCAGGUGCACAACAGGCCCCAUGCUUUAGGCUGAGUGUUUCCAAACAUGUUCAGUCAGACCCAUCAGCCUUCAUGACCAUUUAAUCCGCAGACAAGAGCGGGAGCAGGCUUAGAUGCUUCCUUCAGGCCAUCUUGCCUCAAAGGACACGCUCCUUUUGUUUUCUAAGGUGAAACAAUACCUUGUCUGAAACCCUCACAUUCCCUCCUGGCCCAGAGACUUACUCAAGUUGGGUGCACAGUGGCAUUUGGCAGGCAAGGUGACUUGCUUUGAGGAGCACAGUGAAGUCCACGGCCACCACUGAGGGAGGUCACCGAGGUGUUGGGGACAUGGGGCCACCAGAGGACCGUGGGAGGGAUGUGGUGAGACAGAGCUGGACAAGAGCCCCCUGAUUCUAGUGCCCCAAAUAAGCUCAGUGGCCCAGCUGGGAAUUAUUUGUACUUUGCACAAUUCUCACACACACACCCUAAUGUUUUUGUUAAACACAAAUGUCAGUGUGUGACUUCGGAAGAACUUACAGUGAUGACAAACUAUAAUGCUGUGUUUCUGAGUCUUUAAAUAAAAAAUGAACAUGGA